UCCAGUCAGCCGCGCGCGGAUUGAGUCAAGUGAACCUACCGAGAGGUGGUGUUGACCGACCGCAGCAGGUUUUCACCAAGAAACCUGGAAUAUCAAACUUCCUAAGGCAACUGACAGUAACGCCAAGAUCUUGUUUUUUAACGGAAGGGACAGCGGUGCCGGAGUUAAGGCGACGCGACAGAGAGAAGAGAGUAAAUCCCGGAGGGAAAGCGCCCGAAGUGAGCUUGAGGAUCAAAGCUAAUGCUAAGUUAGCCUGCUAUUGCUAAAUAAUUAUACGGAAACUCGUGUCAUUUCAUAAGUCGCUUGCUUUGACAUAACCACUGUGGUUACAAAGUAGAUAGUCGGGGGGGGAAAUUGUUAAAUUAUAUGUUACAUUUAAUUUAAAUAGCGAGGUGUUUUGCCUUUACAUUUUAGGCCACAAGCGACUGGUGUUCGCUUAGCAAGAGUAGCUACAAUAGCCGGUCUUAUUGAGGUUACACCGGCUCUGCGCUCAUCAGGACAGGUGAUAUUGCUAAAGAUAGUCGCCUUUAAAGCAACUUCAUAUCGGUGUUUAUAAGUUAGUUUACACUUGGUGGUGUCUAAGCCUUGUGCUUCGCGAUGCUGAAACAGCAGCAACCCGGCUCAGGCGGGAGGAAAGCGUCUAACGGAACCUCGGGCCCCGCCGGUAUGUCUUCCCCAGUCAGCGGCAUCAACAGUGGCAACAGGACGCCGGCCGGGAGGAAUCGAUCCUCUGCAAAGCCAUCAUUCCAGUCAUCUCCGGUUUUCGAGGGUGUGUACAACAAUGCCAGAAUGCUUCAUUUCCUCACAGCUGUUGUGGGUUCCAACUGUGACAUAAGAGUGAAGAACGGCAGUGUAUUUGAAGGCAUAUUCAAGACUCUCAGUUCUCGGUGUGAGCUGGCUGUGGAUGCUGUACACAAACGCAGUGAGGAGGACGGCUCAACAUCAACUCCACCGAGGAGGGAGGACAUCACUGACACUAUGAUCUUCAGCCCCUCAGACCUGGUGACGAUGAUCUGCAGAGAUGUCGACCUCAACUAUGCCACCAGAGACACCUUCACAGACACAGCCAUCAGCUCCAAUCGCGUGAAUGGAGAACACAAAGAGAAGGUUUUGCAGAGAUGGGAGGGAGGAGACAGCAAUGGAGAGAGUUACGACCUGGAAAAUGAUGCAUCAAAUGGCUGGGAUGCCAAUGAGAUGUUCCGUUACAAUGAAGUGAAGUAUGGAGUCACGUCAACAUACGAUUCCAGCCUUUCCAUGUAUACUGUGCCACUGGAAAAGGGCAACUCUGAGAUGUAUCGGCAGAGGGAAGCCCGCGCUGCCCGCCUGGCCAGUGAGAUCGAGUCCAGUCCCCAGUAUCGCCAUCGUGUCGGCCUGGAAAAUGAUGAGGGCAAAACUGAGGAGGACAAAUACAGUGCUGUGGUGCGGGACAGCAACGAUCGUGAGAGGGGCCGUGAGAGCCCCCGUGACAGAGAGCGUGAAAGGGGGCGAGACAGCCCUGGAGCCAGCACCAGGGAGGGCAAGUACAUUCCAUUACCUCAACGUCAGAGAGAGAUGAACCGGGAGCGGGAACGAGCUGAGAGAGGUCCUGGUGGGCCUCCACCCCACAAUCGUCUUAGCGGAGGUUAUCGCUCCAAUCCUCCAUCCUCCUCUUCCCCCAGACCCCCUCUGCCCUCUGCUGCUGGGCCGCAGUCUGGCGUCUCCCCCUCAGAGAGAAACAGCCCUCUGUCAGGCCGAGGUGGGGCCUACGCUCCCCACCACCCCCAGGGAAGCCCGAGCCCAGGCCCAAACUCUGGCCCUGCGAGCCCUUACACACCUGCCUCUCCGGGAGGGGCAUCCACGCCAGCCUCUGCUUCCACUACCCCGUCGCCAGCCAGCCCUCCUGCCCCACACGGACACUCAGUCCCUCAUUCCCACUCACUCCCACACUCGCUGUCUGACGCUGGCAGGCCUGUUAAUGGAAUCUCGACCAGAACAUCACCUAAAGCCCAAAGACCUCCACAGUCGAGCAGAACAGUCCGUUCUUCAAACUCACACUCUCAGUCCACAGCUACUCGCUCUCCUAAAUCAGGUUCUUCCCAGGACACGCCUUAUUUGGACACAUCGUCUGUCUCCCUGCCUCCCCAGAAGACGUCUGGCCCUGCCCCUCUUUUCCCUGUUGAUGUGAAUGAGAUCCUUGGUGCAGCAAAAGAGCGUGCCGCAGAGAGCCCCAGCAGCACAGAGGACAGCAAGAGCAGUAAAGUUCCCUCAGUUCAGCAAAGGUCGCAGAUCGAGGAGCUGCGGAAAUUUGGCAAGGAAUUCAGGCUCCAGCCAAGUGGAGGCAGCUCCAGCUCUCCCAGCUCCCCAGCAUCAGCAACCCCACCUGCCGUCAGCGAGGUAGCCCAACCCAGCGCAGCCACACCUUCGCCCUCAGACGCUCACCCUGCUUCAGAGCCCAAAGCUCAGGCUCCAGCUCCCAGUCCUUCCCAGCCCCAACCUCAGCCUUCACCAGCCCCUGCUGAGGACGCCACCAAGGACACCGCAACUACACCUGGUGCCACACCAAGCACUGCCGCUGCACCCAUUUCAGACAGGCAUUCACCAGCCACCCCGCAGCCAGCCAGGACCCCGGGAAGCGAGGACGCCAGGUCUGAGACGACGGAGCGGCCAGAGGGCGUGGCAGACCAAGUAAAGAAAUCAACCUUAAACCCCAACGCUAAAGAGUUCAACCCCAUCAAACCUCAAAUGCCCAUGACGAAGCCCAACACUGCGCCCACCCCACCUCGGCCAACUCCUCCAAGCCCAGUGGUCCUUCAGCACCCAGGCGGACAGGGACCACUCUACAACACCCCCUACCUCUCCUACGUAUCACAGAUCCACUCUGUGCAGCCCCCACCGAUGUACCAGUACACCAUGUCUACAGUCAGCCAGGGAAAAUACCCCAGGACCAAAGGCUCAGUAGUGGCUCAGCGCUCUGACCAUGGUACUUCAGCACCACCCAUGCUACAAGCUGCAGCGUCAGCAGCUGGAGCCCCGCUGGUGGCGUCCCCCUACCCUCAGUCCUACCUUCAGUACAAUCCACAGCAGUACGGCCAGCAGCAGGUCAUCCAGGCCAUGACACCCUACCCUGGACAGCAGAUGUACUCCAUGUUGCAAGGUGGAAGAAUGAUAGGUCAAGGUGGGGGUCCUCACCCACAAGCACUGGGACCCCCAGGAGGCCCCCAGUUCUCUGCACAGGGAGACGGACCUCAGGGACCACAGCAAGGCAUCUACGCUCCACAGUCCUUCUCACACCACUCAGGUGCAGUUCAUCAGCCCCAGCCCUCCAGUACCCCGACAGGCAACCAGCCCCCUCCCCAGCACACUGCACCUAGUCCCGGACAGAACGCCCAGUCCGGCCCACAGCCCCAGUCCUUGUACCACUCAGGUCCCCUGUCAGCACCCACUCCACCCAACAUGCCGCCAGGCCACACGUCUCCACAAGGCUCUUAUCCCAUUCAGGGCUACAGCAUCCACAGCCACCAGGGCAUCCCACCAACGUACCCCCUGGGACAGAUCGCACAGGCCCAUGUACAAGGAGCGAUGUCGGGUCCCCACCACUCGGGGAGCCACGGUCAGCCUCAGUUAGUGAUGUUGCAGCCACCUCCUCAGCAGGGCCCCGGCUCAGUGCCUCAGCACCCACAGCACGGACCACAGCAAGGAGCACACCAACACUUUUACAUAGGACAUCCACAAGCAAUGCAGGUACAGACGCAUCCUGCUCCCUUCCAUCAGCCUGGAAACUAAACCCCACCCGCCCUCCUCCCCACCUUCCCAACUGUUCUUAGGAAUGAGCCCCAACAUCCCCCACUGCCUGCUGGACGCGAGGCCCAGACUGAACGCGACUCAUUAGUAAACAAACUGACAGGAUCGUGCAGAGGAGAGAAGAGGACAAAAAGUCUCGCAGCACCUUAUUUUUCUGCUGGAAUGUUCUUCAUCAGUACAAACCUCAGUGUCAGCCCCAGACGAGGAGGACCUUUUCAGUGCUAAUGAUGAAGGUGGCAGACGACAGGAGCCGCGCCCGACCCCCUGCUGCCAUCCUGCUCUUCUCUCCAACUUCCUCCCAUUUCAGAGACAUGAGGCACCUUGCUGGGCGGACCAGUCGGAGAGGAAAAAACACGGAUGACAAACAGCAGCAGACACCUCCAGCAGUGUGUUUUAAGUACCAUGACACAAAUGGGAAACACAGACUGUCACGGGAUUCUCAUGAAUACAGCAUGAAAGGAUGGAUUUAAAGAGGAGAGGGGAUUUUUAGCAAAUCACCCCCCACCCCCCCCCCCACCCUUUUUUUUUCUUUUAACUCAAUCCAGUAGUUAAAACCACCCCUUUGCUUCUUCUCUCCUGUAGGAAAAUAUAAUUAAUAAAAAAAUGGACAAGACAAAAAAAAUAUUAAAACAACAAUGACCAAAAAAUAAAGUUUUCAACUCAACUUAAAAUGUUUGUUUGUUUUAUUUAUUGUACUAUUAAUUGAGUAUUACAGUUAACAGUUUUGUAGUAAGCUAAGAGCUAUAAUGAGACGCAGACAUUUAUUUUUCAUUAGACAAUAACAAGAGCACAUUUAAUUUGAAGCUCAAUAAGCAUUUGCUAUUAUGUCAGGCUGACAAAACAAAGUAAUUACCUCCCAGGGGACUUUGUAUUCUCUUCACAUUCUCAUUAGCUCGGAUUCGUUCCACUCAGUGGUGCAAUUCUGCAUGUUAAUUUAAAAUGCUCACUAGGGGGACCCCUCAUUAUACAGCACACAGUCCUUGUUAAGGCAGAGAUGACUCUUCUUUGGGUUAGUGGGCCACUCUGCUUCCCCUUCAGGCAUGUAUGACACCACACUUUGUGGCUCAGUGACAGGCCCCUAAAUCGAUGUACUACCGAGCGCGCCAACUAGCUCUACGUCAAUGUGUCAGAGUGCGCGGCCUAGUUUCCCCUCAGUUGGGACACACUCGGUCAGUGCAGCAGGCUGUGGCGGCCUACUCAGUGUGACAGGGCGUAGAGUUGCUCGGCGCUGCGUUCCAGUCGGUCCCGGUACUCAAGGUUGGAGUAGUUGCCUUCAGGGACCCCCUGGGUGCCGUAGAGGAGCCCCCAGCAGCAGCAGGCAAUCACAGCUGUGCUGUCACUG
Epinephelus moara (kelp grouper) is the source of this 5122-nucleotide messenger RNA. Its product is annotated as ataxin-2-like protein. The coding region runs from base 598 to 3762 and encodes 1054 amino acids. The transcript is spliced from 23 exons. NCBI's taxonomy places the organism in Eukaryota, Metazoa, Chordata, Actinopteri, Perciformes, Serranidae. Gene Ontology annotation, molecular function: RNA binding. Gene Ontology annotation, biological process: cytoplasmic stress granule assembly. The record is from RefSeq and is a predicted model, not a curated record. Gene Ontology annotation, cellular component: cytoplasmic stress granule.